AUGGAGAAAGACGCGUGUGUCCGUGAGGCAAUUCAACACUUAUGCACGGGUGGCAUGGUGCUGGGGUAUGGUCAUAAACAGAGGCCUGAGUCUAUCUAUGGUAAUCCAGGGUUGUACCCUGGUAUGUUCCCUUGGUUUUUUCCAUACGGCAAAGGUGGAUUUCAGAAUGAGGCCAUGACAAAGUGGAUGAGUAGACAAGAGCAUGCACACCACCUUUUGAUGUAUCAUGACCGUCAUUUUCAACGUGAUGAGUAUUUCAUUUUCCUGGUUUUUAGCCAGAAACAGAUAGUGGACAGUAAUUCAGGUGGGUACAUAUUGUCCGAGAGGAAACAUUUUGAUAGCAUCAGUCAGAAGAUAUGUAACUUGGACAUUCGAUUGCUA
Phanerochaete carnosa HHB-10118-sp is the source of this 381-nucleotide messenger RNA. RefSeq lists its product as uncharacterized. The record is from RefSeq and is a predicted model, not a curated record. The transcript has a single exon. NCBI's taxonomy places the organism in Eukaryota, Fungi, Basidiomycota, Agaricomycetes, Polyporales, Phanerochaetaceae. The annotation marks the transcript as partial.